GGAUAACGGACGGCGGGAAACGUCCGUCUCCACUCGUGGUUGGAACGCGCGACCGCCAUGGACGACGCCACAAAGAAAAAAACCCAAAAGCCACCGUUCGAGCUGAGGGUGGUGACUUUUAUGCUCAAGAGCAAAACUUUUUACGUGACCUUCUCCGCCAUUUUCGUCGCCUUCAUCCUGUCGGUGUACGCUUACGCUGUGUACAAGACCGAUGCGGACUUGGACCCCAGAAACACCUCCAUGGUGAAGUUCGUCGACCACGUGGCCAACCUCAUACUGAUGGCUUCGAACAUAAUCAGCGUGUGUUACUGGGGCCGCUUCCGAAAACUAUACGAGCUCGUGUCCGAAGCCCUCGCGGACGAGUACUGCUUCCUCGUCACCAUCACCAAAUGUGAAUUUUUGAGGUUGCUCAGGUAUUACAACCUGUUCAUCGUGCUCAUCUUGGUGGCGGACGUGUACUUCAUCGUCGAGAACUUCGGAUGGGGAGAGUUCCACCUGAUCAUAUCACGAGACGUCCAGUUCUACACCUACAACUUCGUAUCGAUCGUCAUGCUGAUCAUCGCUUCGUACAUCAUCAACAGGUUCAGAUCAUCGAACCGAUCGUUUGCUGCCCUGGGCUCAAAGUUUUUCGAUUCCGGCACCAUCGACGUCGGUACAGUAGCCGAGAAUGACAGAUGGAGAACAUUCGCUGCCGAAAUAAGAGCUACGGUCCAAUUCCGCAACCAAUCGUGCAGCUUGGCAGAGAAAUUCAACGACAUGUACGGCAUCAUUCUGCUGUCGUGCGUGAUCUACGUCAUCACCGCUAUCGUCUGGAGCAUCAACAUCAUUAUUGGGUUCAACAUGGCCGGCAACGAGCUCGGCAAUUGGAUACUGGGCACUUACAUCGUCAGGAUUAUAAAUGCCACGAGUCAAGCCGUCAUCUUGGCGUAUAUCGGAGACGCCCUCAUUCAAGAAGAGAAAAGAAGCGUGAACUGCUGUUGCGACUUUUUAAACAAACUAACCACAGGACAACCGUUUGAGGAAGUCAUUAGGCGCGAAUUGAACGCUUUCAUCGACCAGAUAGCGACCAGACCCGCGUUCUUCUCAGCCGGCGGCUUCUUCAAAAUCGAUUACGGGAUUCUGAGCAUCGUCGCCUCUAACGUGGUCACGUAUUCCAUUGUUCUGAUCCAGUUUUCGAUGCAGAACCUGAACUCGUCUGCGGCUAAAAAUGGCGCGAAGUCCUAGACAGUAUCGUUUUGGUUCGGCGGAAUUCAAUAUUCAAAAU
This is a messenger RNA of Cylas formicarius (sweet potato weevil), 1264 nucleotides long. RefSeq lists its product as uncharacterized. Gene Ontology annotation, cellular component: axon; membrane; neuronal cell body. Gene Ontology annotation, biological process: sensory perception of taste. The transcript is spliced from 3 exons. The record is from RefSeq and is a predicted model, not a curated record. Bases 58 to 1224 code for a protein of 388 amino acids. NCBI's taxonomy places the organism in Eukaryota, Metazoa, Arthropoda, Insecta, Coleoptera, Brentidae.